AAGGAAAUGUUUGGCCAUACGGUCAUACUACAUCAGGGAGUGAAGUUGCGUUGAUACAUUUUGGGAACUUAAGACCGCUGAAAAUACCGUCUCUGUAAAUUAGUCACAAUGACUGCAGGCAGGCACUGGAGCUACGACAGCCUCAAACAAAUCGCCAUUGAUGGAUGCACCGAGAACGUGGAGCAGUUGAAACUAAUUUUUGUCGAAGAGAUUGGUUCGCGACGCAGAUCGGAUUGCAUACGAACCAUCGAGGAUUUAAUUGACUGCCUGGAACGAGCGGACGAACUAUCGGAGUACAAUGUGGAGCCACUGCGCCGGAUAUCAGGCAAUAUGCCACAGCUCAUCGAGGCUCUGAGCGCCUACACAAAGCCGGAAAACAUUCUUGGACAUCCGGUUAAUCUGUACCAGGAACUCCGAUUGGCCGAGGAACUUCGUCAGCAGCUCCGUAUUGCUCCAGCUUCCCAGAAUGCUCAGCCAUCAGUUUCGGAAUUAGCUGCCGCUGUGCCUCCAACAGCAAUCCAAAACUAUGCCACCCCAGCUGCUUUUACGGAUCACAAACGAACGAUGGUCUUUAAGAAAAUAUCCGAGGAACUGGGUCGCUAUUGGCGACGACUGGGCCGAUCGGCGGGCAUUGGCGAGGGCCAAAUGGACACAAUCGAGGAGCGCUACCCGCACGACUUGAAGUCCCAGAUUCUGCGACUGCUGCAGCUCAUCGAAGAGGAUGAUUGCCACGAUCCCAAGCACUUUCUGCUUCGUCUGUGUCGCGCCCUGGGCGAUUGUGGUCGCAAUGAUCUGCGCAAGAGGGUGGAGCAGAUAAUGUCGCACUAGAACGCAUUCACUUAUAUGCACUUUAUAUGCAUUUUGUUACGAUACUAGUAAUUAAUGUGCUGGAGAGCGACAAAGAUGUGCCUUUAUUGUAAUUAUUCACAUGUUAUUCCAAGGUUGGACAGAGCAUAAAAAUCGCACACUAAAUUAAUAUGUGUCAACGCGGAAUUGUACGAUCUUAUAAGAAAAUGUGAUUGACGUAUUCCAUUCAAAAUGGGAAUUCACAUUUCCUUAUCAUAAGAUAGUCUACAAAAAAUAUUGUUAACUCGUAAUACACAAGUCACAUAGUUGAAGAUAGCAAUGUACAAUGGAUAUAAAAUACGUUUUGCAAACGCUUU
Molecule: messenger RNA, 1163 nt
Organism: Drosophila melanogaster (fruit fly)
Lineage: Eukaryota; Metazoa; Arthropoda; Insecta; Diptera; Drosophilidae
Gene: Fadd
Product: Fas-associated death domain
Exons: 1
Coding region: 109-828 (239 amino acids)
Biological process (GO): signal transduction
Cellular component (GO): cytoplasm
Source: RefSeq, marked reviewed